Molecule: messenger RNA, 801 nt
Organism: Halteromyces radiatus
Lineage: Eukaryota; Fungi; Mucoromycota; Mucoromycetes; Mucorales; Cunninghamellaceae
Product: nucleophile aminohydrolase
Exons: 5
Coding region: 56-751 (231 amino acids)
Cellular component (GO): proteasome core complex
Source: RefSeq, a predicted model, not a curated record
UUUUUUUUUUAUCUCUCAUCAAAAACAUACAUAAAUCAACACUACUUGAUACACUAUGAUUUCUGCAUCCGAACCACAUGAUGGCAUGUCUGUUCCCAUCGAACAUCGAUUUGAACCUUAUGAUGAUAAUGGAGGAACCAGCGUGGCUAUUGCAGGCGAAGACUUUUGUGUGAUUGCCGCAGAUACAAGACAAAGCACUGGAUAUAGUAUUAAUUCACGAACAUCACCAAAAGCAUACGUUUUAUCCGACACAUCUGUUAUUGCCAUGAAUGGAUUCCAUGCUGAUGGUUUGACUUUGAAAAAGGUAUUGGAACAACGAUUGAAGUGGUACAAAUUCGCACACGAUAAGGAUAUGUCUUGUGAUGCCUUGGCUCAAAUGCUUUCAAACACAUUAUAUCAACGACGAUUCUUCCCUUACUAUGCGUUUUGUGUUUUGGGUGGUGUAGAUGAAAAUGGUAAAGGUGGUGUAUACUGUUAUGAUGCUAUUGGUUCUUAUGAACGAGAAUUGGCACGAGCAUCAGGAUCUGCCUCUGCUUUGAUUCAACCAUUCCUUGAUAACCAGGUGAAUCGCAAGAAUCAACAAAAUGCAUCUAAGGAACCUUUGGAACUGGACGAAGUACUGAGGAUUGUCAAGGAUGCCUUUACAUCAGCUACUGAACGUGAUAUAUAUACUGGCGACAACCUUCAAAUCUGUAUCAUUAGAAAGAAUCAACCUGUGGAAGUACAACAUUACCCUUUGAAAAAGGAUUAGCCUUUUUUUUUUUUUUAGUAGUCGAAAUAAAGUAUAUUUUUUUUUUAUUC